GGAACCAGUGACUCCAGGUCUCCUUAAAGGUUCUUUUCGAAGUUUUUGUAAUUGUAAAAUAAAUUAUUUCAUCCAAUUAAUUAAAAAAGGCAUAACAUACUGUCUUGAAAAUCAUGAAAAAAAAUGAAAAACAUAUAUAUAUUGGCUGUCAGUAGGACUGUUAAAUCUGGACAAACCAUAAUCUGACACGGACCUUGGAGCUCUGCCUGAGGAUAUUAAUAUUUAAAGUGAAGUCACAGAAAAAUAAUCCCAGCGUUGCUGACGAUAAACGGCCUUGGCAGAAGAGGUUGACACAAAGCUUAUGUGGAAUAUGAUGAAGAGUGUGAACACAGCCUUCCUUCUACCAGGUGAAGCUGAACAAUGAGUGCCUCCAUAAAUUAAGUUCAGUUACACUUUCUCACAAAGGCACAACACUGACGGCUCUUACAGUCACAAGCAUCACUUUGCCCCAGGGGGUAACAUGAGGCCCGGUGGUGACACCUCAUUGGCACCAUUUUGGAAAAGUCUUGUGAGGUAAAGUGUGUCACAGGAGCUGGUGUGAAUGGGACAGAUGGUAGGACAGAGGAGAAAACGGAGUCACCGACCUCCACUGUGAGGGUUGUGUCUGCUCACUGGACCACUGUCACACACAGGUGAUUGAGUUGAAAGGAGGAAAAGUGUUUUUCACGUUCACUUCUAUCUGACUUUAAUGAAACACACCCAGUACCCUUUGGACGGCCGGUGUUAAUUUUCAACUGCGGAGAUAAAAUACAUUCUUACAGAAUGAAUGGCGUGAGUCAUAACAACAGGACAAAACUUGCGCCCACACACACACGCUCACCCGCUGUCCGUCAUCGGACUGUUGCAACCUCUUCACCUUUUCCUGACGGGAGGUGCUGUAUCUCGUUCUGAGACUCCAACACACCCUCUGACCUGCCUGUGCAACAUCCUAUCAGAUGCAGAUGGUGUCAUUUUGAGAGGCAGUCGUCAUGGUGAGAGGCAGACCUUUUUUUUUUUUGGAUCAUGGCACGCCUAAAGGCCUGCCAGGUGGACCUGAAAAACCUGCUGCCUCAGAUUAUUACUCCUCUCAACCAGGAGCGGAGAGAGAGAGUGGACGAGCGAGUGUGGAGCCUCCUCCUUUGUCUGACCGGCUCUCCUCCUCCUCUCCGUCACAUAAACACUGAUUCCCAUCGACACAACACGCCACACAAACACACAGGAAUCUCUGCUUUGUCCCUUUGUUAUUGACUGUAAAACGUUUUUUUGUUUUUUUUUUACCUGAAGGACUGACUUUUUUCAGCAACAACAAGGACUCAGCAUUCCUCACUCAGAGCUGCUUCCUCACUCUUCUACUCCCCUGUCUCUCCCGCCCCAGACCUGCUGUGACUGUCAGGCCUCCAUCGGUGGACUAUGCCCCCUUCUUUCAGCUGAGGGAGGGGGCUCUGCGCUGCUCAGGCUCCCAUCAGGAGACGGCUUGGGCUGAAAUCAAAGAGGAGUGGGUUUGGCUGGUACUGCUGAAGAUGCAAACUUCAUCCGCCUCACCACUGACCAUCACUACAGCACCUCCCAACACAACCGCCGUCACCAAGUCCAGAGAACAAAUUCUCAUUCAGAGUUCCGGGGCUAUGAUUGCCGUCAUCGUCAUAGGUAUCAUCAUCAUUCUCUCCAUUCUACUCAUCAUCCUGAAGACAUACAACAGGUGUACACAUACAUCUCGACUCCUGGGCUCCAACAGUGGCUCCAAGCAACGUGCAAAAGUGUCCCAGGCCACGGGGCAGAGCAGUUUGCCCCUGAGCACCAUGGGACCCAUCUCUGUGUCAGGGAGCAUCAAUCCCUCAUUCCCUGCCUCAGAGAACGGCUUCGUGCUGCCCAGGGCGGAGCUGAACAGCAUUGAGGGAAACCACUUAGAGCAGUUCAGCACCAUGAGUGACUCCACUGAGGUCACCAUACAUGACGCUCCAUCACUGGGAGACACAUAGCAGCAGGACUGUGGUUGAGUCUCACAACGGCCGUUGACUGACGUGUGGUCUUCACCCUGGGACUGACUGAAUCGUGUAGAAGUUCAAUCUGUGACAUGAGUGUUUGUGCUGUCAGUGACUGAGCCGCCGAUGAGUGACCAAUGCAUGUCGUUCAAUGUGACAACAAUCACAAAACGAACAAAACAGUUCCAAAACAAACACAGUGGAGCGUGUGAAGGACUUGAAGGAGAGAGUUGCUUUUUGGCUACAGUCAGUGUUCAAAGAAAAUAUGCCAUUAAGUUACUUGUUAUCACUUUGUUUUGUUAAUGCUUUGGCAAAAUGAAAAAAACAACAAAAACAAAUGUGCAGUGACAGAGUUGGUCAUAAGUUUGUACAUUUCUGUGUUAAGAAGAAGGUUAAUAAGUUAAUGUAGAAUAACAGUACCAUAGAAAAUGACCAAAUAAAGACAGAACACUAGUAGUACAAUACAGGGCAUUAGUUUGUUUUUGCAGAAUAACUGUUCUCAUUUUUGUUACUCGAUUUGGUUUUUUUAAAUUUUUUUAUUUUAUUAGUUUGUUAGUUUGUUUUUGCAGAAUAACUGUUCUCAUUUUUGUUUUGUUUUGAUUUUAUUAAAACAUACUUAAAAUAUUGUCUCUUAUAAUGAUUGUGUACCACAGAGAGUGAAAAGCCCAUAGAAGAACUUCUGGAUUUCAGCAAAACAACAACUUUUUUGAUUUGACGCCAAAAUAUUUUGCACUUUAUUAUCUUUCUGUAUUUGUAUUGUCUGUGGCUCUUUUAUUUUAAAUGAAUAUAGAUUGAAAUAAAUUUUAAUGUUUCUACCUUUCAUCGGCUUGCUUGUAAUGUGUGAAUGAAUCAGAUCAGCAAUAUUUCUUUAACUCAACCAUAAUAGAAGGUACAGAUGAGCAUUUCCAGGUAAAUCCAUUUCUGAAGACAAAUAAAAAGAAAGAAAUAGCGAUAC
Cynoglossus semilaevis (tongue sole) is the source of this 2916-nucleotide messenger RNA. RefSeq names its product non-compact myelin associated protein (gene ncmap). The transcript is spliced from 4 exons. The record is from RefSeq and is a predicted model, not a curated record. Gene Ontology annotation, molecular function: structural constituent of myelin sheath. Bases 1500 to 1958 code for a protein of 152 amino acids. Gene Ontology annotation, cellular component: paranode region of axon; plasma membrane; Schmidt-Lanterman incisure. Gene Ontology annotation, biological process: regulation of myelination. Lineage: Eukaryota; Metazoa; Chordata; Actinopteri; Pleuronectiformes; Cynoglossidae.